AUGGCAGCCGCUGGUUCUGGUCGACACCGCCGUCACGUUGGUCCGACUACUACUCGGUCUCGUGCGUUUCAAAGCAACGAGUCCAUGGACAGUUUGCCCGAAGAACCGUGGGCCGAUGAAGAAGCAGAAGUGAUUGGCCGUAGUAGUCGCCGACACAAACAUCCAACUAGCAAAUGGAGUGGAGGCGGUCAUCUCCAAACCAGUAGUAGUCGACAACGCGCCGCCGAGAAGAAACGGCGUGGUCAUCAACAUCACAUUAGUGAACAAGUGUCAUUGACCAGUCAUGAUGAGAACAAUAGUGGUGAUCACACAGCUCCCGACAUUUUGAAAGAACGAAAUCCGUGGUGGUGCAUUUGUUGUUUGCAGUUCAAGAUUCCCCUCUGGUGGAUGGGGACCUUUGGAUUGGCCCUCUGGAUUAUACUCAUGUUCUACUUGUCGGGCAGUGUGGAAACGCCACAAGCCGAAGCGUAUCAGUGGUAUCGCGGACAUCCCCAGUUUGCCAGUUUGGAAAAUCCCAAACAUUCGGAACGCAAGAAACAAGUCUUUGCAUUGGCCACGUUGUGUUACUCGAUGGAAUACAACGAUUGGACGCCCGACGAACAGGGCUAUUGGUUGAGCUACGACGUGAAUGAAUGCUACUGGUGGAAUCAAACCAAUAAUAUUUCCAUGUGUAACGACAACAAUAAUAAUGCUUCCAUGGUCACGUGGAUACAAUUCCAAAACAAUGCCAAUAUUGUCAACGGCAGUGUCCCCAAUGAAAUGCAGUUGUUGUCGGAUCUCGCUAUUUUGGAACUCAACAAUAUGAGUGCCUAUCAUCAUCCAUUGACGGAAUUAUUGCCCUUUCCCGAUUUGGAAGAAGAUCCGGAAGCGACAUCGCCACUCCAACAUUUGCAAGGACUCUUUGUCACCAACAAUGCGCUCCUGGCGGGUGUCGUGCCCAAUUUUACACAAUUGGCACCCAACAUGACUCAUCUCGAUUUGCACAACAACGCAUUGACGGGAAAUUUGCAAGCUGCCGAUUUGGGAUUACUGACGCUCUUGCAGUAUUUGGAUUUGAGUGACAAUGCCCUCACGGGAACAUUGCCGACCGAAUUGGGAUUGUUGACGCAGUUGACACAUUUAGAUUUGCAUGGCAAUCAUCAAUUGGAAGGAACCAUUCCGCGGGAAUUAGGGCAAGCAUUGACAUCCCUUCACUAUCUCGAUUUGAGUCUCAAUAGCUUGUACGGGACGAUAGUGACGGAUAUGGGACGCUUUUCACAAAUACACACCAUCAAAUUAUUUGAAAACAAUUUCCGAGGACAAUUGCCCAGUGAAUUGGGACUACUGACAACACUCACGGCACUGGAGGUGUAUGGCAAUUACAUUACCGGACCGAUACCGGAUGAAUUGUGUCCACGAGACCAUCUUGUCGUUGUUACCGAAUGUCAAUUGGGACAUCGAUGUCCUUGUAUGGAGAUGGAGUUGGAUGCGUUUGGUGGUUGUGACACCAAUUUUAGCAAUUGUACCAGUGAGUGUUCCUGUCAUGAAGGAUCCAUACAUCAUAUUCAUUGGUAG
Seminavis robusta is the source of this 1554-nucleotide messenger RNA. NCBI's taxonomy places the organism in Eukaryota, Bacillariophyta, Bacillariophyceae, Naviculales, Naviculaceae. The record is from the annotation of a GenBank genome assembly.